Messenger RNA from Penaeus indicus, 2832 nucleotides. RefSeq names its product mucin-5AC-like. The transcript has a single exon. The record is from RefSeq and is a predicted model, not a curated record. The coding region runs from base 1 to 2832 and encodes 943 amino acids. NCBI's taxonomy places the organism in Eukaryota, Metazoa, Arthropoda, Malacostraca, Decapoda, Penaeidae.
AUGAUUGACUCUUCUACAACCGCAUUUGCUACAACAACUGCUGCUCCUUCUUCUACAACAAAUGUUUGGUCUGCUACAAGUACUGCUCGUAUAACCACACCGGGAAAUGCUGUGACUCCUCCCAUAACCUCAAUUGCAACUUCUGUCAAAGCUGUUGCUUCUUCUAACACAAAAGCUCUUGUUCCUACUACCACGACCACUGCCGUUCCUUCUGCUACGACCACUGCCGUUCCUUCUGCUACGACCACUGCCGUUCCUUCUACCACAACCACUGCCGUUCCUUCUGCUACGGCCACUGCCGUUCCUUCUACCACGACCACUGCUGUUCCUUCUACUACGGCCACUGCCGUUCCUUCUACCACAACCACUGCCGUUCCUUCUGCUACGGCCACUGCCGUUCCUUCUACCACGACCACUGCCGUUCCUUCUGCUACGACCACUGUCGUUCCUUCUGCUACGACCACUGCCGUUCCUUCUACCACGACCACUGCCGUUCCUUCUACUACGACCACUGCCGUUCCUUCUACUACGACCACUGCCAUUCCUUCUGCUACGACCACUGCCGUUCCUUCUACCACGACCACUGCCGUUCCUUCUGCUACGACCACUGCCGUUCCUUCUACUACGACCACUGCCGUUCCUUCUGCUACGACCACUGCCGUUCCUUCUGCUACGACCACUGCCGUUCCUUCUACCACGACCACUGCCGUUCCUUCUGCUACGACCACUGCUGUUCCUUCUACCACGACCACUGCCGUUCCUUCUGCUACGACCACUGCCGUUCCUUCUACUACGACCACUGCCGUUCCUUCUACUACGACCACUGCCGUUCCUUCUGCCACGACCACUGCCGUUCCUUCUACUACGACCACUGCCGUUCCUUCUGCUACGACCACUGCCGUUCCUUCUGCCACGACCACUGCCGUUCCUUCUGCUACGACCACUGCCGUUCCUUCUACCACGACCACUGCCGUUCCUUCUACCACGACCACUGCCGUUCCUUCUACCACGACCACUGCCGUUCCUUCUGCUACGACCACUGCCGUUCCUUCUACCACGACCACUGCCGUUCCUUCUACCACGACCACUGCCGUUCCUUCUACCACGACCACUACCGUUCCUUCUACCACGACCACUGCUGUUCCUUCUACCACGACCACUGCCGUUCCUUCUGCUACGACCACUGCCGUUCCUUCUACUACGACCACUGCCGUUCCUUCUACUACGACCACUGCCGUUCCUUCUGCCACGACCACUGCCGUUCCUUCUACUACGACCACUGCCGUUCCUUCUGCUACGACCACUGCCGUUCCUUCUACCACGACCACUGCCGUUCCUUCUACCACGACCACUGCUGUUCCUUCUACUACGACCACUCCUGUUCCUUCUACCACGACCACUGCCGUUCCUUCUGCUACGACCACUGCCGUUCCUUCUACCACGACCACUACCGUUCCUUCUACCACGACCACUCCUGUUCCUUCUACCACGACCACUGCCGUUCCUUCUGCUACGACCACUGCUGUUCCUUCUACCACGACCACUGCCGUUCCUUCUGCUACGACCACUGCCGUUCCUUCUACUACGACCACUGCCGUUCCUUCUACUACGACCACUGCCGUUCCUUCUGCCACGACCACUGCCGUUCCUUCUACUACGACCACUGCCGUUCCUUCUGCCACGACCACUGCCGUUCCUUCUACCACGACCACUGCCGUUCCUUCUACCACGACCACUGCCGUUCCUUCUACCACGACCACUGCCGUUCCUUCUACCACGACCACUGCCAUUCCUUCUACCACGACCACUGCCGUUCCUUCUACCACGACCACUGCCGUUCCUUCUACCACGACCACUGCCGUUCCUUCUACCACGACCACAGCUGCGGUCGCCACCGUCUCUGACACAGUAUCAGUGACUUCUAGCGACUGGACACAGUGUCCCUCGGGAAGUGUACUUCAAGGCAUAGCCUUCGAGGGCGACAAAUAUGCGGUAGAUCACAUUAUCUGCUUGGAGGUGGACCCCGGCAUGAUCGCGGUGGACUGGACUUCGAGGUCUGGCCUGACAUGUCCGUCGAGCAGAGUCCCGACCGGGUUUCGGGACCCGUCGUGGACGCCUCCCGAGUUGCUUUGCGUGGGCGUCGAAGCAGGUUGGGGCCUCGACGGCGAUUCCUGUGUCACCGUCGACGUGAGCGCCGACUCCCGGCCGGCGGAGGACACGGUCGGCUCCUGGGACUAUUGGGCCGUGUGCCCCGCUGACCACGCAGUCAACAACAUCUACGUAGAGUGGGGCAUCUUCAAGUCGGUGUCCUGUUGCCUUCUGGUGCAGAUAGUGCCCGCCCCUGAGCUGCAGGUGGUGAGGGAGAUGAACACUGGUCCCGCGUGCCCACACCAGGGUUCUACUGCCCUCGUCGCGCUCGGCCUCGACAACGACCGCCGGUACGUUAGUCACAUCGUUUGCUCGACCUUUGCGUCCUCGCUCACGACAGACGCCAGCGUCGCCAGUACGGUGAGCGCGGGGCACGAGAGCGAGCCUUCGUCGGCGUGUCCUGCCAACGAAGCCAUCGCCGGCCUCAGCAACACCGAAAGUAAAUCUAUGACGGCAGCGUGUGUGAAAAUUACCAGUAAAACAGUCAGCAGCAACUGUGUUGUGGUUCCAUACAACACCGGGACGCUGCCUAGCAUCCCCGGCGAGGACACAAGCAGCUGGUCAGACUGGGUGACCUGCACGCACCUGGGGAACUACGUCGCCACGCAGGUCACGCGCGAGACGAGUGGGUUUUGGCCCAUUUACAGGAGGGUAAAGGAACUCCAGUGCUGCGAGCUCGUGUAG